UGAAGGAGCAAGUGCUGCAAAGAGGCAGUGGGUCAGGCGACACGUGUGGGUCAGGCAGCACCUAUAGUGGGUCAGGCAGCACCUAUAGUAAGCAGCACCUGUAGAGGGUCACCUGUAGUGCACUUGUGGGCGACAUGGCAGUCGGCAAGAACAAGCAGCUGAGCAAAGGCAUCAAGAGGGGAGCCAAGAAUAAGGUUGUGGACCCCUUCGCCAAGAAGGACUGGUACGAUGUCAAGGCUCCAACAAUGUUUAACAUUAGGACUCUGGGUAAAACUUUGGUUAGAAGAACUCAGGGAACUAAAAUUGCCUCAGAAGGCUUGAAAGGCCGUAUAUUUGAGGUGGGUCUUGCUGACUCACAGAAUGAAGAAGUGGCCUGUCGCAAAUUUAAGCUGAUCGUCGAGUAUGUUCAGGGCAAGAACUGCCUGACCAACUUUCACGGGAUGAACUUAACACGUGAUAAGAUGUGCUCGAUGGUCAGAAAAUGGCAGAACAUGAUUGAAGCUCACGUUGAUGUCAAAACCACAGAUGGGUACCUCCUGCGCCUUGUUUGUGUUGGUUUUACUAAGAAGCGUAACAACCUGAUUCGCAAAAACUCCCUUGCUCAGCAACAGCAGGUUCGUACAAUCCGCAAGAAGAUGGUGGAAAUCAUAACUCGCGAAGUUCAAACCAACAAUCUCAAGGAGAUAGUCAAUAAAUUGAUCCCAGACAGCAUUGGCAAGGAUAUUGAGAAAGCUUGCCAAUCCAUUUAUCCGCUCCAUGAUGUGUAUGUCCGGAAGGUCAAAAUGUUGAAGAAGCCCAAAUUUGAAUUGGGCAAAUUGAUGGAGCUGCAUGAAGAAGGAGGAAGCAGCACAAGCAAAACAUCAGAAGAGACUGGUGCUAUAGAUGAUCGAGCAGAUGGAUAUGAACCUCCUGUCCAAGAAAAUGUCUGAACAUGUAUAAUAAAGCAUCUCUUCUAAAAAAAA
Molecule: messenger RNA, 962 nt
Organism: Amblyraja radiata (thorny skate)
Lineage: Eukaryota; Metazoa; Chordata; Chondrichthyes; Rajiformes; Rajidae
Product: 40S ribosomal protein S3a-like
Exons: 1
Coding region: 135-929 (264 amino acids)
Biological process (GO): translation
Cellular component (GO): ribosome
Molecular function (GO): structural constituent of ribosome
Source: RefSeq, a predicted model, not a curated record